AUGGUGAACGAUGCCGACUUUGAUCUGGCAAGAUGGUGGGGACUUUUUGGUGGCUCGAUUCCUCAUUUGACAAAGAUUACAAUGAGGAUUCUUUCUUUAACUAGUAGUUCAUCGGGUUGUGAAAGGAAUUGGAGCACGUUUGAAGCGGUACAUACAAAGAAACGAAAUAGAUUGAAGACAAAUGAAGUCAACACCGAAUCAAUUAUGGAAUUGAUUGAUGAAGCUCUCGGGACUAAUGAUAAUCAAGAGUCCCGCCAAAAUUCAACAACUAGAGAACUUUUUGAUGAAGAUUUCAAGUCCGAGAGUGAGGAGCAAGUGUUUGAAGAAGGUGAAUAUGAGUCGUAUGGAGUUCAAAUAUUGGAAGAAGUCGGAGGAGAUUAG
Molecule: messenger RNA, 381 nt
Organism: Lactuca virosa
Lineage: Eukaryota; Viridiplantae; Streptophyta; Magnoliopsida; Asterales; Asteraceae
Source: the annotation of a GenBank genome assembly